Messenger RNA from Periconia digitata, 2135 nucleotides. The record is from the annotation of a GenBank genome assembly. NCBI's taxonomy places the organism in Eukaryota, Fungi, Ascomycota, Dothideomycetes, Pleosporales, Periconiaceae.
CCAUCAACCCCAGCACCUUUCCUACGACCUACCACACACACACGUCACGCCUCCCUCGCCCGCUCCUCAUCUACACGGUUGAACACCCUUCCGUGCGCAUGGCCUCGUCUUCCGCCCGCAACGGCUCGCCCUCCCGAGGCCGGUCCACGAGCCCGAGGCCCCUGAGACGAUACGAUCAAGAUGAUGACAGCGAUGCCGAAGGCAGCCUCAUCGAUGGCCUCCCCGAUGGCCGCCAGCUGCAAGCUUUUGGACGAAAGGUUACGGCUACCGCAGGGAGCUUGAUAGGUGCCGAGGGUGUUAGCCAACACUACCAACACGCUUUGGGAGAACUGCAUCGCGAGCUUCGCCGCCCCAUGCUUCAGCGUUCCGUUUUCUCCUUCGCCCAGACCACCCCUCGCGAGAUUGUCCGCUCGCGGAUAUCAGUGCCCGAAAUCCAGCAACGAGCCCUGUCGUACCUGCCUGAUGAUCUCCUCACAAACAUCCCCGAGGACAAUAACGCCUAUUCGCUGUUCCAAGGCUUUCAAGCUUCGCUGCCAGAAGAGGAGGGUGCCAGCCAACAGCAUGGACGCCACAACGCGAGAGGACAGAGACUGAUAGGCGAAGACGUCAAUGAGGAUAGCACCAAUCUUCCACCCUCGAUGGUCAAGUUGAAAAACCAGAAACAUAGCAUGGGCCAUAGGCUGGAAAUGAUGGGAGUUCGCAAGCGCAUGUGUGCUGCAGAGAUACACGAAAUCGACAACAAGAUUGCGAACCUGAAUACCAUGCGUAAAAUUGUGCUGGAUCGUUUGGCUGGAUUGGAGAUGGAAGAAAUGGAUUUGGAACAAGAACUGCUCGACGUUGACAACCGGAUUGAGGACCUCGAGGAAGAACUAGAAGAUGCUGCAGCCCUGGCGCCCAAGUCUCCCGAUACACCAAGCAACAACACGAAUACCCCGGAAGCAGGCUCGCCCGAAUUCAUGUCAGAGUCCAUUUACCAAAAGAUCCAAUCGCCAAAAUCAAAACGGAAGAGGCUUAUGCACCGCAAAUCUAUGCCCAUCUUGCACGAACAUUUGGAGCCAGGCUCAAAGAUCAAGGAAUUGCCGGCUCACGUAGACACAAUCACAGCGCUGGAUUUUGAUGCACCAUGGGGAACCAUGGUCACAGCUGCGCUGGAUGACACCGUAAGAGUAUGGGACUUGAAUGCUGGAAGAUGCAUUGGGAUGCUUGAGGGUCACCUUUCCUCUGUGCGUUGUCUACAAGUGGAGGACAAUAUUGUGGCAACGGGUUCCAUGGAUGCUUCGAUCAGAUUGUGGGACUUGAGUAAAGCCGAGUAUGCUCCCAUGGACAGCAACAUUCAUAAGAAGCAUACAGAUGAACAGGAGGAGGACGAUGGCCUGACUUUCGAAAACUCCAACGACGCGCCUCCACCACCACCACCGACCAUCAUGCAAGAUUGCCCUCUGUUCUCGCUUGAAUCACAUGUAGACGAGGUCACUGCCUUGCACUUCCGGGGCGAUACACUGGUUUCUGGGUCGUCCGACAAAACGUUACGACAAUGGGAUCUGGUCAAGGGUCGAUGCGUGCAAACGCUAGACGUGCUAUGGGCUGCUGCACAAGCUAACGCAACAACCAGCACGACCAGCGGACAAUGGCGCCAGACGGGACGGGCAACAGAUGCGACUGCAGAUUUUGUCGGCGCACUUCAGGUUUUUGAAGCUGCGUUGGCAUGUGGUACGGCGGAUGGCAUGGUGCGCCUAUGGGACUUGCGAAGCGGGCAAGUCCACCGUAGUUUGGUCGGUCAUACAGGUCCCGUGACUGCUCUGCAAUUCGACGAUGUCCACUUGGUAACGGGCAGCGUGGACAGAAGCAUAAGGAUCUGGGAUCUUCGAACAGGCUCAAUAUUCGACGCCUACGCUUACGAUCACCCAGUAACGAGUCUCAUGUUCGAUGCACGGCGCAUCGUUGCCGCAGCCGGCGAAGACGUGGUAAAGAUUUACGACAAGACGGAUGGUAGGCAUUGGGCAUGCGGACCUGGAGUAGGCGUAGCCGCAGACGAAGACACGUCUACAAUGUCGACAAUUGAACACGUGCGCAUCAAAGACGGAUAUAUGAUUGAAGGUCGCAAGAAUGGAGUCGUGGGUGUUUGGUCAUGCUAA